Messenger RNA from Acaulospora morrowiae, 1024 nucleotides. NCBI's taxonomy places the organism in Eukaryota, Fungi, Glomeromycota, Glomeromycetes, Diversisporales, Acaulosporaceae. The record is from the annotation of a GenBank genome assembly.
AUGUCAGGACCAAGUAAUGCAAAUCAUAACAACAACCUUAAUCAACAAUCGUCACCACUUCAACACGAAAUUCAAACGCCACCAUCACAAUCAGAAUCUCAUAAUCAACAAAUACCGUAUUUUCAUGAUCAACAGCAAGUACCUUUGAAAAUACUUGCCAUAGGAUCGGCUUAUGAGGACACGAUAUUGUAUGUGGAUAAGUUCCCUCCAGAGGACGGUAAACAACGUGCUCAACGGGUAGAAAAACGCAGAGGAGGUAAUUCGGGUAAUACGUUGACGAUAUUAUCACAAUUUCCAUUGGUGCGAGCUAGUUUUAUGGCAUCUAUGGCCAGCAAGGAGGCUUCAACUUUUAUACUCCAAGAUUUCAAUGCGCAUAAUAUAAAAACAUCAACAUGUAUAUUUAGAGCCGAUGCAAAACAUGCACCGGUUGCUUAUAUCAUUCAUGCUGAUAGUACCAGUUCUCGAACAAUCAUAAACUAUAAUAGUAUAGAAGAAUUAACAUUCGAGGAAUUUAAAAGAAAGUUUGAUCAGGCAUGCGCCGAAGAAAUAGCUAGAUCAAAUGAAGUACCAUUUGACUGGAUUCAUUUUGAGGGACGUAACGCCGCCGAAGAGACUAAGAUGAUCGAUUAUAUCGAUACCAUGAUAUGGCGGGAAAAAACAGUAAUAAGCGUGGAACUAGAGAAGCCUUACAGAAAAGGUCUAGAAACGUUGAUGCAUAGAGCUGAUGCGUUGUUUUUUUCGAAAGUUUUUGCGGAAGGUAAAGGAUAUGAUAAUGCCGGUGAUUUUCUGCAGGUGAUGGGACCAUUCUGCAAGGACACAGCCCAUCUGUUUUGUUCAUGGGGAAGUACAGGAGCAAUGUGUUAUCAUAAUCCUUCCAAAAAAUUGCACGCGACUUCUGCAUUACCAAUACCAAAUGUAAUCGAUACAGUCGGAGCCGGUGAUACUUUCAUUGCAGGUGCAAUAUACAGUCUAUCGCAAAGAAUGUCGCCAGAAGGAUGUCUGAAAUUUGCAUGUGAACUGGCUG